CCUGAAGCACGAUUACUGCUCUUUCUCCACUACCUUCCUGGUAUGGCUGGGGCGUGUGUGAAGAGAUCAAAGAUCAGAGCUCCGAAGUCUCUCUGCAGAGCGCAGGAUCCAAGGUGUGCAGGUCAUGCAAACUAAGCUUCUGGGGAAAAUGUCAUCCUCCAGAGAUCUCCGGCACCUUGAUAACAUGAUAAAAUAUCAGAAGUGACAUCAAUAAUGUGCGUACAAUGAAUGGCUGAGAGAACUACCCUGAAAUCUGUUGGAUGUGUUAAUGAUCAGGAAUGACCAGAGCUCAACAAAUCAAUCAAAUAUCAGAAACUAACAUGAUUUCUUCUUCUCGUCCUCAUCACAAAAAGAACUAACCAGAAUAUAAAAUGACUAUAAAAGGACAAAGACACACAGUCGGGAUCUUCUCAAGAGAUGGAGAUGCCAACUACGAGUGGUUGAUUAUUGUGCUCCAGACCAUGUUUCAGAACAUUGUGAAGGAAGUCAUUCCCGUGUAUAUAUCCAACAAUGCCAGGAGCUUCGUCAAUGGUCUGUCUCAGAGCACUUUCGCCAUUUUGUACCACACCAAGAAGAGGGGACGUCUGAAUAUUGCAAAUGUAACAGAUUCUCUCUAUGAUCAGGAGCUGGAGGAUCUGUCCAGAGAUUUGGGGAAGGAAAAUGUGAUUGUGUUGGUGGAUGAUGUGGAUGACAGCAGUUACGCUACCAGGAGAAGGAUAUUCGAAGAACAACAUCUGGACACAUACGCCUCUGACCUAAUUGUCAUCAGCGAGAGGGAGAAGGAGUCGUCCAAUCUGAAUGGUGACAACCCGAGGUUUAGUCAAUCACCGAUCUCUUCACAGAUGCAGGACGACUAUGACUCCAUCUCUGGCAAAUUGCAAGUUUUAAGACGCAUUAUAGAGAAGGCUCCACACAAUGAUGCAGGUUUUGAUGACUAUGACGAGUCUUCCUCUGUGUCCUCGUAUGGCAGUGCGAGGAAAGGACCUGGCAACUCAGAGGUGAAUCCUUCAGUCAGCUUUAAGUCUUACGAUAAUGAAAGCGUCCAAUCAUCCCAUCCCCCCCGCUCAGGUCUACACACCAGUCUAAUUCCAUCCAGUCAUCCCGUCGGUAUAGAUGUGACACAAAAAGAUGGGAUGGGAGAGGACAAACUUCUCCACAAGAAGAAAAGCCCUACAGGUAGCUUAACGGACCAAAAAAACAGGAAAAAGGACAAGAUUGUGUUCGGAAGUAUUAUUGGUCUCAUCGUCUUGUUGAUCAUCGUGUUGAUUAUCGUGCUGUCUGUUACUCUCUGAAGAAGUCACCAUCUAUCAAAUCUAAAAUCACUAAAUGUAGAGAGCCAUCAUUACAACUAGAAGCUCAUCCUCACACCAGGAACUCAUCAUCAUUAUCAGGAGCUCAUUGUUAUUACCAGAGGCUCAUCAUCAUCACCAGGAGCUCAUUAUCAUCAUCAUUAUUACUCAUCAUCAUUACCAGAGGUCAUCUGCGUUACCAGGGGCUCACUGUUAUCUUUACCAGGGACUCACCAUUAUUGUUACCAGGGGUCAUCAUCAUUACCGGGAGCUCAUCAUCAUUACCAGGAGCUCAUCAUCAGUACCAGGAGCUCAUCAUCAGUACCAGGAGCUCAUCAUCAGUACCAGGAGCUCAUCAUCAGUACCAGGAGCUCAUCAUCAUUACUAGAGGUCAUCAUCAGUACCUGGAGCUCAUCAUCAUUACCAGGAGCUCAUCAUCAUUACCAGGAGCUCAUCAUUAUUACCAGGAGCUCAUCAUCAUUACCAGGAGCUCAUCAUCAUUACCAGGAGCUCAUCAUCAUUACCAGGAGCUCAUCAUCAGUACCAGGAGCUCAUGAUCAGUACCUGGAGCCAUCACCUUUACCAGGGGGUCAUCGCAUUACCAGGAGCUCAUCACCUUUACCAGGAGCUCAUCCCCUUUACCAGGGGGUCAUCGCAUUACCAGGAAAUCAUAAUUGUUUCGAGAGAUCACCAUCAGUAGUGUUGAGCGAAUCAAAGUCAAACUAAUUGACUUCGAUCUUAAUUUCAGAAACAAUGUUGUUUGCCGCGAAGCCAAAUUUCCUUGUGUUUCGUGGUAACCAAUCUAUUUUUCCUGAAAUGGCAGUAAAAAAAAUACAUGCUCACCCCAUCCAUUUGCUUGCAGAGAGGCUGUUGUGGCCAUCUUGAUUGACAAUACAGUGCAAAAUCUCACGAGAGUUGACUUGUGACCUCAUCACGCCAGAGCGCUAGCCAGGCACAGUGACAUCAUCACGCCAGAGCGCUAGCCAGGCACAGUGACGUCCUCAGUCAUGGCGUCAUCAUGUCACUGUGCAAGAUUUUGCAUGGUGUCUUCAAUCAGGAUGGACACGACGGCCUCUCGGCGAGCAAAUGGAUAAGGUGAGUAUGUUUUUUCUUAACAAUGAUUAACCCCUGAAAAGACAGAAUAGUAGCAUCAGGUGCUGCGAUCAACAAUGAACGCGGCAUCUGAGAGGUUUAAUGAUGGGGGGCGGAGCAAUCGUCGUUCUCCGUCAUUGCGUCUGCUGCAUACAAAGGAAUGCGCUUCAUGAUAAAGUAAUUAGUCAUAACAAAGAAAAUGACUUUGUGAAAUUCCGCGAAGCAGCCAUAUUAAAUUUUUCAUAACUUUGCUCACUAAACGUCUUGUCUAGAAGUAAUCUUCAGGACCAGAGGCUUAUCAUGAGGACUAACGGUUACCGUAAGGACCAGAAGGCCUCUGAAUGCCUGUUGAGGGGCCCUCAGAGCUGAUGCCACCAGUUUUCCAGGAUGUAUUUGGCAGCUGUUUAGAUGAUAUUUUUGUGAUUCGCAGUUUUUGUCACAGUCAUUGGCUGCGGUGUAAUACUGUAUCUCUAU
This is a messenger RNA of Bufo gargarizans (Asiatic toad), 2855 nucleotides long. RefSeq lists its product as uncharacterized. NCBI's taxonomy places the organism in Eukaryota, Metazoa, Chordata, Amphibia, Anura, Bufonidae. The transcript is spliced from 12 exons. The record is from RefSeq and is a predicted model, not a curated record. The coding region runs from base 372 to 1292 and encodes 306 amino acids.